This is a messenger RNA of Lepisosteus oculatus (spotted gar), 582 nucleotides long. NCBI's taxonomy places the organism in Eukaryota, Metazoa, Chordata, Actinopteri, Semionotiformes, Lepisosteidae. The record is from RefSeq and is a predicted model, not a curated record.
AUGAAUGCACAGAGCCCUCGUCAGGCUUGUGGAGAGACAACCCGGGACACCAAGAGCCCGCAGGCUGAGGACCGAGAGCAGCUCUCCGGAACCGGCCGGGCUGCCUUGGACCGGACCAGCCACUACAGCUUCGGAACCGAGCGGCAGGAGUUCGCGGUGCCGCUGGGAGUGGACCCGGCCGCGUUCCUGCAGUCCUGCUCGGCGGACAGGGGCGGCGUGUCCAUCGAGCUCGAGCACGGCACCACCACGCUGGCCUUCAAGUUCCGGGGGGGCGUGGUGGUGGCCGUGGACUCGCGGGCCACGGCAGGGAGCUACAUCGCCACCAUGAACAAGAACAAGGUGAUAGAGAUCAACCCCUACCUGCUGGGCACCAUGUCAGGGAGCGCAGCCGACUGCCAGUACUGGGAGAGACUGCUGGCCAAGGAGUGCCGGUCAGUUACUGUCCAGUCAGUGUGUGUGUAUGAACCCCUCUCUCUCUCAGUGCAGUGUUCAUGUACUGGAGUGUCCACUCAACCUGAGGAGCUCAUCCAGCUUGUUCCCCACCCCCACCCCCCUCUGUGUAAAACACUCACUGGCCACUGA